CAGACAGAUUACAGCGAGUCGUUGGAUCACGGCGAGCGUUUCAAACUUUCAAUGGCUUGCGAUUUAACGCUUCGAUCUCGCGGCCGCUCCGCGUUACACACGAGCAGAUAAACGGUAGCUUAAUUUUGUCGUGAGACUGAAUCGUUCCUACGCAGUGACCUUUCGGAGCGUGAAUGCAGAAUUUCGCGUAGGAGUCUCAGUGCGCGCAGUGAAGGUUUUGCUUUCUGCCUGUUUUCCUUCGUCGCUAAAUGGAGUCUCGGGUGGAAUUCAGUCGUGAGGAGAUCAACAGUACGGUAUGGGAAGUCCCAGCAAAGUACGUUUGCUUGAAACAGAUCGGAACGGGAGCAUAUGGCAGCGUUUGCUCGUCCAUCAACAACAAAACCAAAGAGAAGGUGGCCAUUAAGAAGCUGCACCGACCAUUUCAAUCUGAGAUCUUUGCCAAGAGAGCAUACCGUGAAUUGAGACUGCUGAAGCAUAUGAAACAUGAAAAUGUAAUAGGCUUACUAGACGUCUUCACUCCUGCCACCAGACUGGACGAAUUCCAAGACUUCUACCUGGUGAUGCCGUACAUGUACACCGAUCUCUCUAAAGUCAAGGGCCUUCUUACAGAAGAUCGUAUCCAGUUCUUGGUCUAUCAGAUGCUGUGCGGACUAAAGUACAUUCAUGGCGCUGGCAUCAUUCACAGAGACCUCAAACCAGGAAACUUGGCUGUUAAUCAAGACUGCGAGCUGAAGAUCUUGGAUUUUGGCCUGGCACGUCAUACAGAUGCUGAGAUGACGGGUUAUGUGGUGACGCGGUGGUAUCGAGCCCCGGAGGUCAUUCUGAACUGGAUGCACUACACGCAGACAGUGGAUAUCUGGUCGGUUGGGUGCAUCAUGGGUGAAAUGUUCAAUGGAAAAACACUCUUUAAAGGAAAAGACUACAUGGAUCAGCUGACUCAGAUAAUGAAAGUAGCUGGAACACCAGGCCCAGAAUUCGUGGAGAAACUGGAAAGCCCAGAGGCAAAGAGUUAUGUCAGAUCCCUGCCCCACUACCCACACAGAGAUUUCUCCACAUUGUUUCCCAGAGCCAGUAAAAAAGCGGUAGAGCUGCUUGAGAAGAUGCUGGUGUUAGAUGCUGAUGCCCGUCUCACUGCUGAUGGUGCAUUGGCUCACAGUUAUUUUGAUGGUCUGAGAGAUCCAGAUGACUGGCCGGAGCCUACUUCAUAUGAUGACAGCUACGACAAUGCCACAUUGCCCUUAGAAGAGUGGAAACGUUUAUCGUUUAAAGAAGUGAGAAGCUUUGUUCCUUUCCCAAGAAGGGACUCAAAGAGAAGAAACACACUCACAAUGUCCUAGUGAUAGUGGGUCUGAUGCAGACACCGUACUGUAUUGCAAUUAUACAAUUUAGUUUAUGCCUUGGGACAAUUUUUAUGCUUAUUCACUCCAAAUGUAAAAGUACAGUUAAAAGUCAUAAUUAUUAGCCCUCCUGUGAAUUUUCUUUCCUCCAAUUAUUUCCUAAAUGGUGUUUAGCAGAACAGGGAAUUUUUCACAGUAUUUGUUAUAAUAUUUUUUUCUUCUGGAAAAAGUCUUAUGUUUUAUUUUGGCUAGAAUAAAAGCAGGUUUAAUUAAAAAAAAAAAACAUUUUAAGGUCAAUAUUAUUAGCCCCCUUCAGCAAUAUUUUUUGAUUGGCUAGGCAAGGCAAGGCAAGGCUACAGAACAAACAAUCACUAAUUACUCUUUAAACUUGCCUAGUUAACCUAGUUAAGCCUUUAAAUGUCACUUUAAGCCGUAUAGAAGUGUCCUUAAAAAUAUCUAGUCAAAUAUUAUGUGCUGUCAUCAUGGCAAGGAUAAAAGAAAUCAGUUAUUAGAGAUGAGUUAUUAAAACUAUUAUGUUUAGAAAUGUGCUGAAAAAAUCUUUCUGUUAAACAGAAAUUGGGGAAAUAGUAUUCAGGGGGCUAAUAAUUCUGACUUUAACUGUAUAUGAAUAGCAGUAUUUUGUACAAAAACCCCAGUGUUUCAGGAAUACACUCUUAAAAACAAAGGUCCCAUAAAAGAACCAUUUUAAUUCCUGUGAGUAGUGUUAAGUGCAUUUUAAGAAUCAAAAAAAGCCUUUUCUACCAUAAAGCACCUUUUGUGCGGUGAAACCAUUCCAAUACCAUGCCAAUAAAGAACCUUUAUUUUUAUGAGUUUAUAUCUGAGCAAUCUGGUGAGCAGUUUAUUUUGAUGUAGUGGUAACUGUCCUACAUUUAUUGCCAAGUGCGGGGCACAUUAAAGGGAUAAUUUGCUCACCCUUACACCAUUUACUCAUAAUUUACUUCAUCCCUGUGCCAUCCCUGUGCCAUUUCAGACUUUCAGACGGGCUUUAUUCAGUGUUCUAAAGUCAUAGAGUUGCUUGAAUGAGAACAAAACAAACCUGUAAAUUUUCUUUCUUCAAAAAAAAUUUCCCUUCAUAUUUUCCUGAAAACAUGCUUCACGUAUUCAGAGGGUGAUAGAAUGAUAACACUGUUUCUUUUCAUUAUUAAACUGUCCUUAAGGUGUUGUCAAGAUAAAAUGCUCUGAAGAGGACAGCCAUUAUAAUGUCAUGUAUUUUACUGUUGUGGGAAUUAAUGUUCAAGUAUUUCACAUCAGUGUGUUGGUCAAAUGGAAUUUUUAUAGAAAACAUGUAUAUACUUUUAUUCAAGGAUUCAAGGAUGUUACAUUAAUCAAUUCAUAAAUGUUAUAUACACAUCUACAAAAAUAGAAAAGAUGUUCUUUAUGGUAAUUAUUGUACAGUAUUGUUUUUACUGUAUUUUUGAUUCAAUAAAUGCAAUCUUGGUGAACAAAAAA
Danio aesculapii is the source of this 2807-nucleotide messenger RNA. It is a transcript of the gene mapk13, whose product is annotated as mitogen-activated protein kinase 13. The record is from RefSeq and is a predicted model, not a curated record. Lineage: Eukaryota; Metazoa; Chordata; Actinopteri; Cypriniformes; Danionidae. The transcript is spliced from 12 exons. Gene Ontology annotation, molecular function: ATP binding; MAP kinase activity. The coding region runs from base 249 to 1337 and encodes 362 amino acids. Gene Ontology annotation, biological process: intracellular signal transduction; protein phosphorylation. Gene Ontology annotation, cellular component: nucleus; cytoplasm.